Xiphophorus hellerii (green swordtail) is the source of this 1873-nucleotide messenger RNA. It is a transcript of the gene vamp7, whose product is annotated as synaptobrevin-like 1. NCBI's taxonomy places the organism in Eukaryota, Metazoa, Chordata, Actinopteri, Cyprinodontiformes, Poeciliidae. Gene Ontology annotation, cellular component: membrane; SNARE complex. Bases 206 to 889 code for a protein of 227 amino acids. The transcript has 8 exons. The record is from RefSeq and is a predicted model, not a curated record. Gene Ontology annotation, biological process: vesicle fusion; endosome to lysosome transport; exocytosis. Gene Ontology annotation, molecular function: SNAP receptor activity; SNARE binding.
GCAGAAACUACAUUUCCCGGGGAUAACAAGAACGAGUUUCCGGUGUUGCGAAUUUGCAAGCAGAAGUCACUCGAAAGAGAUUAGCUAGCGUGCUAGCAGCUGAAACACUUUCAGAUGUAGAAAUUUGAGCCGAGCGGGGGAAUUUAGCUAUACCUGACACAAAGAGACGGCAGAUAGUAGAGCUAAGAAGAACCCAGCUGUUGCCAUGGCAAUCCUUUUUGCCGUGGUGGCUCGUGGAACCACUAUCCUGGCGAAGCACGCCUGGUGCGGCGGGAAUUUCCUGGAAGUCACCGAACAGAUUUUGGCCAAAAUUCCCUCAGAGAACAACAAACUGACCUAUAGUCACGGCAGCUAUCUCUUUCAUUACAUCUGCCAUGAUAGAAUCAUCUACCUGUGUAUCACAGAUGAUUUUACCUCUUUCGCGUGCCAGGACUUUGAACGAUCACGUGCAUUCGGCUUCCUCGGUGAAGUCAAGAAGCGCUUCCAGACCACAUACGGGUCCCGAGCGCAAACUGCUCUACCUUACGCCAUGAACAGUGAAUUCUCCUCUACACUUGCAGCCCAGAUGAAGCACCACUCAGAUCCACGGGGGACAGAUCGAGUGACUGAGACUCAGAUGCAAGUUGAUGACCUAAAGGGUAUUAUGGUCCGUGACAUAGACCUGGUCGCUCAGAGGGGAGAAAAGCUGGAGUUGCUGAUUGACAAGACAGAAAGUCUGGUUGAUUCAUCGGUCACGUUUAAAACCACGAGUCGUAACCUCGCGCGAGCCAUGUGUAUGAAGAACCUCAAACUGACGGUUGUCGUCGUGCUGGUUGCUCUGGUGAUCCUCUACAUCAUCGUGUCUGCUUCCUGUGGAGGCCUCAGCUGGCCGUCAUGCGUCAAGAAAUAAGACGGGAGUGGGGAUGAAAGCGGGAGGCCCGAGGAAGAGGAGGAGAAAGACCUGUUUAACUUCAAAUGCCAAUGGUCGAACAGACAUGCAGCGCUCUUUUCCACCCUCUCCCCCCCUUUCUAACGUCGCCGGAAGACGCAUGCUUCGUCUCCUCCUCCUCCGUCUGUCGCCCUCACGCUACAAAUCUGCACAGUUAUUUGCCUUCAGGACCCAGGAGUCCCAACUUUUAUGCCCACAUUUCUAAACAGUGGCCUGAAUCCGAUGUGGGAGAAUAAAUCUUGUCCUGCCGUCCGUCUGGUACAUCCAUCCCGUCUCAUGCGCUCGGUGGGCCUGACGUGUCAGGUUGUGAUCUUUGUCUUGCACCUGUGUCUGUGUAAAUAAUCCACUCAGACUGAUGAACUACAAAAAAAAAAAGAAAAGAGCCAAGUGUAACUUGUUUGUUUUUGUUUGCUUUUUUUUUUUUAUGUCAGAAGAAACAUGCGGUACCCGCAGGCAUCAGUAGCAUCCAUCUUUUGCUGCAGAUGAGUCAGCUGAGAGUUUGAGCCUGAUUUAAACUACUAAAGUAAACAGUUUGGGCUAAACCAAUGCAGUAUACAUAUUUACAUUUGCUUAAUCACAUAAUGCAGCAGCACCUUCGGAAUUGUGUGUUGUAAAAUAGCAGAUAUUAUCAAAAGAAUGAAUAUUGAUUAAUACUACUGGUAGUUAAUAGCUAUUUUAAAGCAUUUGUGAACCUGGCUGUGAACCUGAUUGAAAGCUUCCUUUGUACCUUUCCCUACCAAUGGGAUGUUCAGUGUGUCCAUCAUCAUCCUUAUUAUUUUUUUUAACACAGUGCACUUUUGAUAAUGUACAUAGCUCUUUGUCUUCUGGCAUCAUAUGGCUUUUGAUCAUGGUGUUAUUUAAUUACUGUACCUCCAGAUUUAAAAGAAUAAAAUAAUCUGAUGGCUUCGAGUGGAGGACCUCCGGAUAAAGCAUGUUGAAAAGCAA